GGCGCGGGGGCGGGUCCAAACCGUCGCCCUGCCCCGGGCUCAUCCUCUUUGCUCCGCUUUGCCGUCUGCUGCUCCUCGCUCCUCGUUUCCCGGGAAGGCUACGGUCGCUGCGGCUGGGGCUCGGACGCAAGUCGAGUCCCAGGAGCCCUGAGAGCGGCAGUGCUGGGAGGCCCGGCCUGCUCGACCGCAGGCGUCCUCCGGCUACCGAUGCUUGUUCACUACUAAUGGGUGUAAGCAAGUUAGAUAUUAUAUAUCGGAGACUUCUCCUCACAAAACUUUUUAUCAGAGGAUGGGGAAGGCCAGAAGAUCUCAAAAGACUCUUUGAAUUCAGAAAGGUGAUUGGAAAUCGAGAAAGAUGCCAGAAUCUGGUUUCAAGGGAUUAUCCUGUAUACAUUGAUAAGAUUGAAGAGCAGUCAGACUGUAAGAUCCUAGAUGGACACUUUGUUUCCCCCAUGGCCCAUUAUGUGCCUGAUAUCAUGCCAAUUGAAUCUGUUACUGCAAGGUUCCAAUUUAUUGUGCCUAAAGAAUGGAACAGCAAAUAUAGACCUGUCUGCAUUCAUCUUGCUGGAACAGGAGAUCAUCAUUACUGGAGGCGACGAACACUAAUGGCCCGUCCUAUGAUUAAAGAAGCCCGAAUGGCUUCUUUAUUGUUAGAAAACCCUUAUUAUGGCUGCAGAAAACCCAAAGAUCAAGUAAGGUCCAGCUUAAAAAACGUGUCUGACCUUUUUGUGAUGGGAGGAGCUCUUGUUUUAGAAUCUGCAGCUCUCUUGCACUGGCUAGAGAGGGAGGGUUAUGGACCUCUAGGAAUGACUGGAAUAUCCAUGGGAGGACACAUGGCUUCCUUAGCAGUAUCCAACUGGCCUAAGCCCAUGCCAUUAAUUCCAUGUCUCUCUUGGUCCACUGCAUCUGGGGUCUUCACUACGGGUGUAUUGAGUAAAUCAAUUAAUUGGAGGGAGCUGGAAAAGCAAUAUUAUACCCAGACAGUUUAUGAAGAAGAAAUUAUUCACAUGCUUGAAUACUGUGGAGCAGAUUCUUUCAAAAUGGGACGAGAGUUCGUGAAACGCUUCCCUAGCAGUGCAAACAAGCUAACUAACCUUAAUCUGGUUUCUAGAACUUUAAAUUUGGAUGACCAAGUUGUGUCCCAAAAACCUGCUGAGUGCCAUAAUUCUAGUAAAACAUCUAUCAGUGCCACAUCAGAAAGACUCUUAUUACAAGAUGCCUCUAAGAAGGAGUGCUUCAAUCAAACACUUUCAACCAACAAAAGUAGUUAUACAAGUUGCAACUCUCAGUCAUACCACCUACUCAGUAAAGAACAAAGAAGAAACACUCUUCAGAAAGAAUCUUUAAUAUUUAUGAAAGGAGUCAUGGAUGAAUGUACUCAUGUAGCAAAUUUCUCAGUUCCUGUUGACCCAAGCCUCAUUAUAGUGGUUCAAGCCAAAGAAGAUGCCUAUAUUCCACGAACAGGAGUUCGAAGUCUACAGGAAAUUUGGCCUGGUUGUGAAAUCCGAUAUCUAGAAGGGGGUCAUAUCAGUGCUUAUCUUUUUAAGCAAGGACUCUUCAGACAAGCCAUCUAUGAUGCAUUUGAACGCUUCCUCCAUAAAUACGCUAACUAAUUGGAUCGCUUCAUGUAACCAGUACAUCCAUCAUGUUUCUUACAAAAGGAAUUUUCAUCCUAUGAUAAUGUGAAGAACAAGCAGACAGCACUAUAUAUCUAAUUGCUAUCAAUUUAGUCUGGAAUUCAGUGUUACAGAUCCAUCAGCUAUAAACUUUGAAUACAUCUGAAUAAUUUUAAAACAAUAUUUGAAUUAAAUAAUGUUAAAGUCUUUUUAUUAUUGUUUAUUAGAAUCCCAUAUACUCAAUAUCUAGUCUGUUGUUGCUAUUUAUAAAAACUUUAAAUUUUUAAUUAUGAAUAAUUCAUUAACUUAUAAUAAAUUUAUUCAUAAAAACCCUAUUGGUUUUUAAUAGAAUUGCUAAAUCAAACUAAGAUUGUUAUAUAUCAGCCUGUACCGUGUACCCUUAUGAUGCCAUUUUGCUACUGAUUUGAGAAACAUGUUUCUUUCUUUUUUGAAUAUCUAGUGAAUUUAUAAUCUAGUUUUCAACUUUAGUUAACUUUCUGCCAUGGAAAUAAAUACUAACCAUGUAUAAAAUCAGUGUUAACUUUGAAUUCUAAAAAAUCCUGAUUGCCUUGUAGAUAAGUGCGUUUAAUAAUCAAAGUGCAUGUUGAAAUGCAGAUAAAAUGCAUUAGACUUGGCUAGAUUUUAAAACUUUACCAAAGAUUAGGUUAGAAAAAAAUGCCAAACAUAUUUCCCCUACUUAAAAAGUUUCAAUUCACAAAAUAUGGAAAGAUUGGAAGACCUAUUGCAUUAAUUGAUGGAUACCGUGUCAAACAUUUUUUUGUAUGCCUACUCUUCAGUUUGCUAAACAUCUGACUUUAUCCAAGUACUUAACAGCUUUGGCUUUUUAAUGUCAGAAUUUAGUAGCCACACAUGAAAUUGAUUUGUCCCAUAUAAGCUUUAUUUUACAGAAAACACUUAAAGUUUUAUAUAAUAACUACUAACUCUUAAAAAUGGGGGCUUAUAAGGCUAGAUUUGGUGCUUUCUUUUUAUGUUAAACUUCUCUAGCUGAGAGCUAAAAUGUCAAAGAAAAAAGUAGAAAAUGUUUUGGGGUAUUGUGUGAAGGUUUGGAGUAAGUAUAUUUGAGGUUUGUUUGAAAUCUGUGUUGUCUAUGAAUUCUUUUUAAUAGGUAUUCUUAGUCUUGUGAGAAUAUUCAAAUAAUGUGCCUUUGUAGCCUUUUUAAAGGAGAUUUCAUUUGUCACUCUAAUGCCUCAUCCAUAGUCUUAAUUUUUUACAACUAUUUAAAAAUUAAUGUGAAGUGAUGAUGGCAGACGAAGUAGUAACUUCUUUAAAACUGCUUUGGCAUAACAAACCAACGCUGUAUAGCCAUUUCAACUAUAGCAAUUUUACAUAUUCAGAUGAGAAACUUUAGUUUUAACUGAAAGUACAAAAUCUGAAGUUCUUCUACAAAAUACCCUUUAAAGAUAAAGUAGCACUUACUGGCAAUUGAAUUACAAUGAUUUUCUUAUAUCACAUUUAUAGUGAGGUGAUAUGAGUGAAUGUUUUCUGAACAUGGCUUUAGUAAAACCAAUACUUUAUUUUUUACAAAAAUGAUUCUUGAUAAGCAAUAAUUUACUAUGGUGUGUGAAUUUCUAUUAGUAAAAGGAUGAGGAGAUGGGUGCCAUGGCUCACGCCUGUGAUCCUAUCACUUUGGGAGGAUCACUUAAGGCCAGAAUCACUUCGAGACUGAGCACCAUAGUGGGACCCUGUCUCUACAAAAAAUACAAAAUUAGCCAGGCAUGGUGGAGUGCACCUAUAGUGUCAGGUACUCACAAAGCUGAGGCAGGAGGAUCCCUUGAGCCCAGGAACUGGAGCUUGCAGUGAGCUAUGAUGAUGCCACCGUACUCCAGCCUUAGCAACAGAGCAAGUAAGAUGCUAUCACCAAAAAGAAAAAAAAAAAGAAAUUUCGAUUUUGUUUUAAUUAACUCUUAGGUAUAACUGAUUUUUCCCAAAUAAAAUGUGAAAGAUGGUAUUUUAAAAAUUUCAUCUCUUAACCAGAUAGUUUAAGGAUAUAUCCAUAAAACUACCUCAAUUAAUUCAAGGUGCAAAAUACCUUUUCUUAGAGUUUUUUUUAUUUACUCCUCCCAAAAUAAUGGCUCGAGUAUUUCAAAUAUAUAUAUAUGUGUGCAUAUAUAUAUAUGCAUACACACACACACACACACACACACACACACAUAAACCUCAAAGAAGUGCUGUCUGCCAUUUGUAUACCAUUUUGAGGAUGAGAUACUACAUAAAAUGCUAGAAAUUCAUUUAGACCAGAGUUAUAAACUGUUAGUCCACACAGGCCAGUUUGACCCAUAGUUGUUUUACUUAAUAUUUGGUGUACAUAAUGUUUCAAAGAUUUCUGAAUUUAUAAAGUCUUUAGAUUGGGCAUGCAUUCCUCAGUUUGCCACAGUCCAGUGGACUCCCUCUUGUAUCAGACUACUUCUCUAGUUUGUAUUUCCUGCUCAGCCCUGAAGACAUUGUAAGUUUGAGACCCCUGAUUUAGAUCUGUGAUUAGAAAAAGUUUCCAAAUUUCGUGAUUUGCUAAUGUUGUAAUUACUAUUAAGUCAUUUUAGCAUAUGUAUUUUAGAUUGUUUAUGAAUGUAUUUUUUAAUGUGGUGCUUUCUCAUAAAGAUUAUUGAAUUGUUAAUACUAACUGAAAUAUUAAAAAUCAUUUCCAAAUAUUUUGUAUUUCACAAUAAAAGUCUUUAAAAAGCUAA
Lemur catta (Ring-tailed lemur) is the source of this 4318-nucleotide messenger RNA. It is a transcript of the gene ABHD18, whose product is annotated as abhydrolase domain containing 18. The coding region runs from base 225 to 1613 and encodes 462 amino acids. The transcript is spliced from 13 exons. The record is from RefSeq and is a predicted model, not a curated record. NCBI's taxonomy places the organism in Eukaryota, Metazoa, Chordata, Mammalia, Primates, Lemuridae.